Messenger RNA from Arabidopsis lyrata subsp. lyrata, 406 nucleotides. RefSeq lists its product as uncharacterized. Lineage: Eukaryota; Viridiplantae; Streptophyta; Magnoliopsida; Brassicales; Brassicaceae. The record is from RefSeq and is a predicted model, not a curated record. Bases 1 to 276 code for a protein of 91 amino acids. The transcript has 3 exons.
AUGAACUUAAUCGACUUACUUCUAUACCUAACUUCUGAAGGAUCAGAUUUCAUGGGUUUUUGGCAGCUUGGGAACCCUACGCAGCAAGAGAAUAAAUAUCUAGAGAGAUUGGUGGGUAUUGGUGCAAACAAAAACUCCCUUCUCACAAAUGGUCUAGACAUGAGAGACAACUCAAGUACACCUGUCAGUCUUCAAACGGUGAUACUCAGCUGGACUGUCAGAACCUUAUCUCUGUCAACUGUAGCAGUUUUCCACUGCAUUAACAAAGGCAGAUGAAUUUUCAGAUUCAUAUUCAUAUUAAAAACAACGAACAGCCUACAACUACAAAGAUAUGCAGAUAUAAACCUGAAAUUUAUGCAUUGCUAGUUUAUGCAACAGCAAAGUACUCUUUUUGAUUUGAGACAAA